This is a messenger RNA of Pseudoliparis swirei, 5289 nucleotides long. RefSeq names its product solute carrier family 25 member 14 (gene slc25a14). Lineage: Eukaryota; Metazoa; Chordata; Actinopteri; Perciformes; Liparidae. Bases 239 to 1207 code for a protein of 322 amino acids. The transcript has 9 exons. Gene Ontology annotation, cellular component: mitochondrial membrane. Gene Ontology annotation, biological process: mitochondrial transport. The record is from RefSeq and is a predicted model, not a curated record.
CUGGUUUAUUUGACAUUAACGUUAACUGAAAUGAGAAGCUGAGAGCGGACGAGAAGUGCUCUGCUACUUCAUUAAAGUCAGGCUGUGCGUGAACUCAUGGAGAACCAACUGAAGUAGGAGCUCUCGGAUUUCAUCGACUCAACAGUUCGCGUCUCUUUCCGGCGCAGUUCGCUGGGGAUGCUGAUGCUGAGGAGCCUCGCCGAUCUGUAGCAUCGCUCGGUCCUCACUGUUUGCCGCCAUGUUGUUCUGCCUGCGGUUGCAGCACUGCGUCGACCUGUGCCUGGGCGGCCUGCUGCUGUGUCUGGUCGCGGGGCUGCAGCAGGUGGACCCGGCCGCCUCCGCAGAGAUGAUCGAAUUGAACUGGAAGCCGUUCAUCUACGGGGGGAUGGCCUCGAUUAUCGCAGAAUUCGGGACGUUUCCCGUUGACCUGACAAAGACUCGCUUACAGGUCCAGGGUCAGUGCCAGUACACGGAGGUGCGCUACAGAGGCAUGUUCCACGCCCUCUUCAAGAUCAGCAAGGAGGAGGGCAUGCGAGCGCUCUACUCCGGGAUUUCUCCGGCCCUGUUGAGACAAGCUUCUUACGGGACGAUCAAGAUAGGAACCUACAACUCCCUGAAGAGGCUGUUUGUGACCAAUCCAGAAGACGAGACGAUGGUCAUCAACGUGUUCUGCGGCGUCGUGUCUGGAGUGCUCUCCUCUUCUCUGGCCAACCCCACCGACGUCCUCAAGAUCCGAAUGCAGGCGCAGGGCAGUUUGCUGCAGGGCAGCAUGAUGUCCAACUUCAUGAACAUCUACCAGACGGAGGGCACCAGAGGGCUGUGGAGGGGUGUCAUCCCCACAGCGCAGCGAGCGGCCAUCGUCGUCGGGGUGGAACUUCCCGUCUAUGACCUAACGAAGAAGCACCUCCUUCAAUCGGGCCAGAUGGGAGACACUAUUUUGACCCAUUUUAUUUCCAGCUUCACGUGCGGCCUGGCCGGGGCGCUGGCCUCCAACCCCGUGGACGUGGUCCGGACCCGCAUGAUGAACCAGCGGGUUUCGUCGGGCGCCCCCAUGUACAAAGGAACGAUGGACGGACUGAUGCAGACGUGGAAGAACGAGGGCUUCUUCGCCCUCUAUAAGGGCUUCUGGCCCAACUGGCUGCGGCUGGGGCCCUGGAACAUCAUCUUCUUCAUCACCUUCGAGCAGCUGAAGAAGCUCCCGUUCUAACCGGAGCAGGAAGUGGGACUUCGCCGCGGCACCGGGAGCGUGUUCACACCUCCCCGUCACGAUGACGCACCGCUGCGAUUAGUCACCUCCCCACGCUCUUCCAAAUUGUAUGUUUCUUUCUUUUCUUCAUCGCAGCGCGUUUCCUUUUUGUUGUUGUUUUUUUAUCGUCACUGGUUGCGUUCUCGUCUCGCUCUCCUCCGGCACGCCGCCGGGCAGCGAGAUGUUCCCGUUGUAGCAGAUCACGGGGAAAAAAAAGCUGAGUUCACCAACCGACGACGGAGUUGGUGAACUGUCGGCCUGACGGACGGACGGACGCGACGCUUGUGAAUGUUUUUCGACCCUCGGAGAAAAGAACAGAAAACGGGGACAUUUAAUUCCUUUGAUGAGCGAAUGUCAUUUCGGACGAGCGUGGUUUUACGAGGUUUAAAACAAAUUACUUGACAUUUUUAAAGUGGAUGGCGCGUAGUGUGUUUUGACGGCGUAGCUAGUCACAUUUGGUUGAAUAUGCUGAUUGUUCGCGGUCUUUUAUGGACGCGACUACAUCCUGACGUGGUGUGAGGUUCAGCCCACUUUCCAAAAGUGUAAGUUUGUAAACUUAUACAAAUCCGAGAAUCAAACUUAUAACUUUAUAUGUUGUACGUUAGCUGUCUCUGAAAAGUACCACGUUCAUCUGAGAACGUCUUGUCGCAAAUGUAUUAUUUCAUAUUCGAAGGAUUUUAAAAUUUAUUUCAAGUAAAUUUUCCAUUUAUUAUUUUGAUCGACUUUAGUCGCUGAAACUUUGAAGGAUCUUUUUCUCUGAAUAUCCCCCAUCUCCCACAGCUCUGUAUUAUUAGUAGUAGUAUUAUCAUUAUUAUUAUUAUGUUUUGGUACCUGCAGUGACCCCAACACGCCGUCCUGAACCUGACACUCAACAUGUUGAGCUGCAUCCCCAAAAUACCCUUUUGUGGGUCAGUUGCUCCAAAAGAAUGACUCGCACCGGAAGCUAACUUAACUAUUGGCGCGCUAGCCGGCGAUCCGGUAGAGUUCGCUGCACGUCGAUGUGGAAGUUCCGGUCGGUCGAGGCGAAGCCACGAAGAGGAAACACUCGAGCGGAGCGCUGCAAGCCGUCACCAGAUUUUAACUCGAUAGCGUUCGACGAGUUCUCUCCGCGGCGCGCGUAUAACUCAUUUCAAAUGAAGUUAUAUUUGCUGCGUAUUAUUUAGAGUGACCUCGCUCUGCAUCGCCGACCCUGUUUAUGCGUUAUUGAAUCGGUUAGUUUGAAGGUUUUUCUUGAAAAGCUUCUCGAGCCGGAUUAUUCAACCGAUGUGUUUCCCUGUCAAGCUGCAGCCACACGCCACACGCACUCUCCGCCGACGUCGGCUCGGCUUCGUUUCUGUGAGCUCGGCUUCAUUCAUGUCACGUUUGUUAUUUAUAUCGCCUCCUGGAUUGUUUUUGUUUAUUGUCCUCUGAUGGAGAGGCACUCGACAGGUUUCCCCCACCCCAUUAAAAACGCCCAUGAAAUGUCACACCCUGAUUUAUAUUUAUUUAUUUAUUUUAUUCACCUGCAGAAUCCAAAAUCACACCGAUUUGUAAACGCCGUCUCGAGUCACCAACAUGUGUAUGUUGGUGACUCAAAUUAUUUGAGAUGAGAUUCCUCUGUUUCUGAAGUGAAAAGUGAUUUCAACACAAUCCUGUUACAGCGUCACGUUGACGCCCCUCUGACGACGCCUCGCUCGUACUGGACAGCCGCUAAAUCUGCACAAAUGAGACAAAGAUCCUAACUCUCAAAUGCACCGUUUAACGUCUCUGUGCUCCUGUGAUAUUUGCAUGUUUUGUUUUUAUUUAUCUGGUAAUUUGCAGCAAAAACAGCCCAAUUCACAAAUAUCAGCGGUUGGCCGUGGACGGACACAGAGGUGACACACAGUCACUCACGUCACAUGAUCCUCCCGGAGGGGACGCACAAAAGACAGAUUGUUUAAUAAACUAAUAUUUAGAUAUUUACCCUCUAUCUGCAAAAAAAAUUGCACUCAGAUGCAGAACUUUAUGGGACAAUUUAUACACUUUUUUUCUUUGUGGAUUAGCCCACAUGUGUGUUUCUUUAUUUAUUUAGUUUUUGUAACUCCACUAAUGAGAACUUGAAGAACAAUAAAUUGGAGUUUAACAUUUUAAAAAGCAGUUCCAAGACACUUCCGUGAGGAAAUGUGACGUCUCAAUCUGAGCCGGUUAAAGCGUCUAUCGACAUUUAUACGUUAAUAGACUUAUAUUUACGUUUAUUCCAGACGAACAUGGACACAUUUGUUAAACAAAUGUUGGCAACUUCAUCCUGCUGAGAUCAGCUAAGCCAGGUUUGAGUAAUCUUCACUGUUUUUAAACAAAACUGGAAAAAAAAGUCAUGUUGAAUUUGAGUGAAUGAGCGCUUCCUUUUUUUAAUACAACUAUUUCCAAACAUCGGCUUAUAAACUCUCACAACUCGUGCGGAAUAAUCCAAGUUUAAUUUACCCAGUCGUAUGAUCACAUCUUCACAAAAAACCUCACCAUUUAAAAUGCAGCAACAGAAGCUGGAGCUGUUUUAAAUAGUGAUGUAUUUACUUUGUGCAAAGAUGCAUGCGUUUAAACGCGCCCCCAUUCACUUCCAUUCUUCAUCUCUGUUUCCUUUAUAUGUAAACGGUGCUUCUUCAAUAAAUGUCUAUCACUAAAACAGUGUGUCUCCGUUGUGUAUACACUCACAAACAAUUCAACUAAGAGUACGAUUCUGAAAAUGUGAAGCUCGUGUAUAACGGGAAAAGAACCUCCUGAAUACAAUUCCCAUGUUUUCACUCGAAUAUAAUUUAUAAAUCAACCAAUCCAUUUUAAGGAUUGCUAACAGAGAUCUGAGAUGCAUCUCAAACACAGAUGUGUAAUUACCAGAUUGAGAGAAAAGCCAGCAACGUAUAAAAUAGUGUCAUUGCAUAUUGUAUUUUAGGACGGAAUAUUAGAGGACCGAGACUAGAGCCCUGUGGUACACCAAUACUAAUGGAAAUAAAAGAUUAUCCUGGAUGGAAAUCUAAAGGUUGUCACGUUUUAACUUACAAUAAGGUUUUUUUCUCGUUCACUAUUAUUUCUGAUUAAGAGUCUCUGGUUGAACAUUACCAGCAUGUUUCACACUGAUGGGACUUUGAAAGCUCCAGAAACGGUUAAGACAUUGACCGUGAGUCCCGAUUAUUUUAGAGAGCGUAAUAAAGAAAUGUUACCGCCAAAAUCCCGGUGCCCGCAAUGAGCGCGCUAACAGAGGAGCACAUUUCUCGUUCUUCUGAUGAACUGACCGCGAUUGUAAAGCACUUUAUCUCGAUUGAUCGAGAGACGGGAAAUCGAUACCUCGAAGAGAGCGAGAUGUUUCGGUGUUUCUAAUCUGAACUCCUCGAUGUCGAUGCUUUUCUGUUGUUGAAUAGCAGUUGUAGCAUUAAAAUGUCUGAUUGUUCUUUUUCAUUUUUCGGUUUGCUUUUGGUCCGUUUCACUGAUCAAAAUCAAGAUGUCGACUUAUUGAUUUGGUAUCGGCAUCAUUCCUCCAGACGUCGCGUGUUCUCCGCACAUUUAGUGUAAUUGUUUAUUAAUUAAUUUGUUUGUUCACCCACUUCUAUCAAGAUGCUUCAGUCGAAACAAAAAUGUUUGUCGUUCUAAUUUAAAAUGUUUUAAGGUUUUUUUUCUGACGAGAAGAGAACGAUUUAUUAUAAUGUACAUUUUUGCAUUGAUUUUACGGUGGGACUUUUUCAGUGUUUUUGAGGUUGUUGUUUUUUUGGCUUUAUAUCAAUUCGAUGUUCACUCAAAUAAAAUAUAUGCUGUGAUUGUUCUGUAUCGGUUUGUGUCUCCUUCCUCGUCUGUUUUGGGGCGUCGAUCAACGUCCUGGAUUUUAAUAUUUAAAGAUAGCUGGUAUUUCAUUUGCAUGUUUUUGUGUAUUGACUAACGGGGACACAGUUUAUUUUAAAUUGGUCCUCAACUCCUCACGGUUCGUCCAAUAAAAGCCCAAUCGGGGGCAUUUUUCCUUUCUCUGAAAUUAUUUUGCAAGUCGAUAUUACUGUGUGUGUGUGUGUGUUUUACAAUGCAAAUAUUAAAGGCCGAAAAAGCUU